ACAGGCCUCCCGAUUAUAAGCAAGCAAUACAUUAAAAAAUAUACGCCACUAUGGCGGACCUGGGUCUGGGCAAGGAAACCACGAAAGACCUGACCCGUAUCGAGCGGAUCGGCGCUCACAGCCACAUUCGCGGCCUGGGCCUGGACGAUGCGCUAGAGCCUCGGGAAGUUAGUCAAGGGAUGGUCGGUCAAACAGGGGCACGCCGGGCUGCGGGGAUAGUUUACAAAAUGAUCAAGGAAGGGAAGAUUGCAGGGCGUGCCAUCCUCCUAGCCGGUCAACCUGGCACGGGGAAGACAGCCGUGGCCAUGGGCUUGGCACAAGCACUGGGGGAAGGCACCCCCUUCACGACGAUUGCGGGCUCGGAGAUCUUUUCCCUGGAGAUGUCCAAGACGGAGGCCAUGACGCAGGCCUUCCGUCGCAGCAUCGGGGUGCGGAUCAUGGAGGAGACGGAGAUCAUCGAGGGGGAGGUGGUGGAGGUCCAGGUGGACACGCCGGCGGGGGGUGGGGCCAAAACGGGUAGGAUCACCCUCUGCACCACGGAGAUGGAGACUGUGUACGACCUGGGGGCCAAGAUGAUCGAGGCGCUCCAGAAGGAGAAGGUCUCGGCGGGGGACGUGAUCACCAUUGACAAGGCGAGCGGGAAGAUUAGCAAGCUGGGCCGGUCCUUCACGCGCUCCCGGGACUACGAUGCCAUGGGCCCCCAAACGCGCUUCGUGCAGUGCCCGGAGGGGGAGCUCCAGAAACGGAAGGAGACGGUCCACGUGGUCAGUCUCCACGAGAUCGACGUCAUCAAUUCCCGGCAACAGGGGUUCCUGGCCCUCUUCGCGGGGGACACGGGGGAGAUCAAGGGGGAGGUGCGGGAGCAGAUCGACAUGAAGGUGGCAGAGUGGCGGGAGGAGGGGAAAGCGACCGUGGUGCCAGGCGUCCUUUUCAUCGACGAGGUCCACAUGCUGGACAUCGAGUGCUUCUCCUGGCUCAACCGGGCCCUUGAAAGCGACUUGGCGCCCGUCUUGAUCAUGGCCACGAACCGAGGGAUGGCUCAGAUUCGAGGCACAGCCUACAAGAGCCCGCACGGUAUUCCCAUCGACCUCUUGGACCGGCUCAUGAUUAUUAGCACCACCCCUUACGCCGAGGCGGAGGUGCGGAGAAUCUUGCAGAUUCGAUGCGAAGAGGAGGACGUCGAGAUGAGCGAUGAUGCACUGGAACUUUUGACCAAAAUAGGAAUGGAAGCUUCGUUACGGUACGCCAUUCACAUGAUCAUGGCCGCCUCGCUCGUUGCCCACAAGCGAAAAGCCGGUGAGGUGGAUGUACAAGACAUCAAGAGGGUGUAUUCAUUAUUCGUAGAUGUCAAGCGGUCGACGCAGUUUCUGGUGGAGUACCAGCAGGAGUUCAUGUUCAAUGAACUGGGGGGGGAUGACAUGGAGGAGGAGGAGGAGGAGGAGGAGGAGGAAGAGGGGGAGAAAGCAGCGGUAGGGGAGGGGAGGGAGGGAGCGGCGGACAUGGCAGAGGAUUAA
Nannochloropsis gaditana CCMP526 is the source of this 1514-nucleotide messenger RNA. RefSeq lists its product as uncharacterized. Gene Ontology annotation, molecular function: ATP binding; ATP hydrolysis activity; DNA helicase activity. Gene Ontology annotation, biological process: box C/D snoRNP assembly; regulation of transcription by RNA polymerase II; chromatin remodeling. The transcript is spliced from 2 exons. The record is from RefSeq and is a predicted model, not a curated record. Gene Ontology annotation, cellular component: NuA4 histone acetyltransferase complex; Swr1 complex; R2TP complex. The coding region runs from base 51 to 1514 and encodes 487 amino acids.